Molecule: messenger RNA, 1767 nt
Organism: Lontra canadensis (Northern American river otter)
Lineage: Eukaryota; Metazoa; Chordata; Mammalia; Carnivora; Mustelidae
Product: basic proline-rich protein-like
Exons: 3
Coding region: 1-1767 (588 amino acids)
Source: RefSeq, a predicted model, not a curated record
AUGAUAAGGCGCUGUCCCGGCGGCACCGAGGGGCUCGAGCAGUCUCCCUCGGCGCCCGAGGCAAGGACAAGCGGGUGGUGGACGCGGGCGGCUCCGCUCCUCCAAGCACUCUGGACUCUGAACGCGGCCGCCCCGAACGGCCUUCAGCGGCCACCAGCCACGCCGCCGCUCGCGCCGGCCACAACACACGGACGUGUCCACAAACCGGCAGUCGGACGGCGGCCUUCGUCACAGCCCAACCCGGAGCCCGCCCAGGCGCCCACGGGCCGGGGACAGCCGGUCCACGCGCACCCCGGACCGCUCGCCCCGAAGGAGCCGCCGCGCGGGUCUGGACGUGGCUCAGGAAGCGGCCGCGCGCUGCGGGGCCCGAGAGCAGAGCCGCGUCUCUCGCGGCGCCCGCACACGCGUUCGCAGGGCGGGGUGGAGCGGGCACCGUCCCCGGGGCUUCAGCGAGUGUCCGCCGGCACCGAGGAAGCUGCGCCCCCGCUUCCGCGGCCCGGGCUCGUCCCGCCGCACGGCCAGCUCCGCACAACCCUGCGGCCCCGAGGCGACCUCCCCGCCCGCCGGGAGGGACGCGCCGGCGCCGCACCGGCAGACGGGAACCGAGUCCGCCCCCGUCUGAGGAGCGUCAGCCCUGAGGCCGCGCCGUCCGGGCUCCCCGCCCCGCCGGCUGCGCGCGACCCCGGCCCCAGAGCGCGGCAGGGCCUGGCCGUCCUUCCAGGCUGGGCCGGGGCCCCCGCGGCCCCCGCGGUCCGAGCUGCACGGAAGAUCCUCGGGCUGCUGACGCGCGUCUUCCCGGCACGGACCUGCGGGGCCGCCUCCCGCCUCCGUCCCGCAGGUUCAGGCCGCGGCCGCGCCUGGCUCCCUCCCGAGGCUGCGCAACAGCCGCACCGGCCCCGCGCGCGGCAGCUCCACUCUAGGGGCUGCGGGACGGAGGUCGCCGGGGGCGCUCGCGAGGGGGCCGGGGCGGCAGCAGACGGACACGAGGCCGGCCGGGUCCCCGACGCCCCCUCCGCCCCGCCCGGCGCGCGCGGACACACAGCCGCCGGAGCACGUGCCGAGCCCCGCACGACCGCAGCCCACACCCCUGCCGGGCCCCGCACGGCGGCCCCGCGCGGUCGCCCCACACCGGCCCCGGGCCGCGCCGCCCUCCCGCCGGCCGGAAGGGACGUGACGCCCCGGAACCGCGGUAGUGACGCGCGGCCACUUCCGGGAGGCCCUUCCACUGAAAACAAGGAAACGCGAAUCGUCCGCCAACGCCGGCGACAAACAAGGGACUGUAGCCGUGCCAACAGGGCUGUAGGGGCCGCGGCCCUGCAAAGGCUGAGCCGCCGCCUCCCCCGCCCCCCACGGGACCACAGCCCUUCCCCACACGCCGCGUUCCGACUCCAGGUCCGGGUCGCGCUCGGCCUAUCCCGCGGCGCACCUCCCACAAGGCCCGCCCCCGGCGCACCGGUUCCGCCUCCAAGCUACGCUCGGCCUAUCCGGCGCCGGGCCCCCUUCGAGCCCCGCCCCACACCCUUGCCUUCGGCCCAUCCCUCGCCGCGCUGCAACCGGGGCCCCGCCCACUCUCGACUUUUCCCGCGCAGCCCAUCCCGCUCCCGCCCUCGCCCCCAGCCUAUCCCGCGUGGCCCCGCCUUCAACCCCGCCCCUGCCCCGUCUCCGGCCUAUCCCGCGCCGCGCUCGAGCCCCGCCUCCGGGAUCCCCAGCCUAUGCCGCGCACCCCCGGCCUAUCCCGCGCCGCGCCGCUUUGGCGCGCGGCUGUGA